AUGAGCGCUGAUCAACCCCAAAGUUCAGAAACUGAGAGCAACUCCAACUCAUCCACUUCCGCAUCGCCUCCUUCCUCGCCUUCCUCACUCCAAAACCAAAACCCACAAAAACCCAGCUCGCCAAUUCACCAAGAAACCGACUUACCCACCAAAAACAAUGCCAAACGGGUCAGAGACUCCAGCAAGCACCCGGUUUAUCGGGGGGUCCGAAUGAGGAACUGGGGCAAAUGGGUAUCCGAAAUCCGCGAGCCCCGCAAGAAAUCGCGCAUUUGGCUCGGCACCUUCCCGACUCCUGAAAUGGCCGCCCGGGCCCACGACGUCGCCGCCUUGAGCAUCAAGGGCAACUCGGCGAUUCUCAACUUCCCGGAGCUCUCCAACUCUUUGCCUCGCCCAGUUUCUCUCGCCCCCCGCGACGUCCAGGCCGCCGCCACCAAAGCAGCCCAAAUGCAUCAGUUCGACUCCAUCCGGUCAAUGUCGCCCUCCAUACUCUCCUCUUCCUCCUCCUCGUCGCUGUCCUCGCUCGUCUCGGCUAUAGACAACCUGUCGACCGAGUCGGAUGAGCUGAGCGAGAUCGUCGAGUUGCCGAGUCUGAGUUACGAGUCGACCGAGUUGAGAAGCGAGUUCGUGUUUGUGGAGUCGGAGGACCAAUGGGUUUAUCCGCCGCCGUGGCUGCAGCGCGUUGAGGAGUUCGAAUGCGGUGAGUUAGGGGCGGCGAGUUCAGUUGGGUUUGAGGGUUUGUUAUGGGACUAUAAUAAUUAGCAGUUUCCAACUGCUAAUUAGACGUUAAUUAAGUAAGAGUUUUGUGUAAAUCAUCUUAAAUCUCUCUCUCUCUCUCUCUUUUCUUUUUUGGCUUUUCAGUUUUUUUUUGGCUCUUAUGGCUUUUAAAUGUGAAGGGCUUAAAUUCUGAUAAUCUCUCUUCUACUUUUUACUUUGUCCUCUGUUUUUGUGUAAUUGUACAGUUUAGUACUCUUCUGUUUUUAGGAUGGAAAGCAAAUGCCAUGAGACAUUAUCUUUCCCUUUGGUUGGCGACUUUGAUGCAAAUAGAAUAAAGCCUGUGUCUUUCUCUUC
Messenger RNA from Malus domestica (apple), 1068 nucleotides. RefSeq names its product ethylene-responsive transcription factor TINY-like (gene AP2D49). Lineage: Eukaryota; Viridiplantae; Streptophyta; Magnoliopsida; Rosales; Rosaceae. Gene Ontology annotation, biological process: regulation of DNA-templated transcription. Gene Ontology annotation, molecular function: DNA-binding transcription factor activity; DNA binding. The record is from RefSeq and is marked provisional.